AUGCGGCCUUCCCAGGAUCAGGGUCAGGGUGACAACCAGGAAGUCAUCAUUGGUGGCCAGUCCCAAAUUCUGACCAUCCACAAGCAAUGGCGUGUGGCAGUUAUCACCCAAACAACCUCCACUGGCUCCUGGAAAACCAUCUGGAACUACAACACGGGCAUCAUUGCAACCAAAGUGACGCAACAGAACACCUGCUACAUUUCCAUCAUGAACAAAAACGAGAUGCCCAGCUUUAACAAUCUGGCCAGACUGGCCAGAGAGAGCAGGAACCAGGUCGGUCUUGGAAGAUUUACAAGGAAGAUCACCUUUGUGACCAAGGGAUUGGUCAGCAACCUCCAGUCUUAUGGAGCAGACAUCUUCUCUAUGUGCAGCGGAGUCACCACCUACAUGGCUCAUGAAGUUCAUGCAACUCAAGACGGAUGA
Molecule: messenger RNA, 423 nt
Organism: Empidonax traillii (willow flycatcher)
Lineage: Eukaryota; Metazoa; Chordata; Aves; Passeriformes; Tyrannidae
Product: gastrokine-1-like
Exons: 5
Coding region: 1-423 (140 amino acids)
Biological process (GO): regulation of cell population proliferation
Source: RefSeq, a predicted model, not a curated record